UGGAAAUUCAUAGAAGAAACUUCUUUCAUUGUCCUCAUCGCCAUUCACAUUCACAUUCCCUCGAGAGACUUCUCUCUUCUCUCCUCCUUCUUCUUCCUCCUCCUCCUCCUCCUCCAUGGCUUUCCUUCAAGACCAAUUUCAACGCCACUACCAACAACAACAACAACCUCAACCACAAACCAAAUCGUUCAGAAAUUUACAAACAAUUGAAGGUCAGAUGUCGCAGCAGAUGGCUUUUUACAACCCUACUGAUUUGCAGGAUCAGUCUCAGCAUCCACCUUACAUUCCUCCAUUUCAUGUAGUUGGUUUUGCUCCGGGUCCUGUCAUUCCGGCUGAUGGAAGUGAUGGUGGUGUUGAUUUGCAUUGGAAUUUCGGUUUGGAACCCGAGAGAAAAAGACUAAAAGAACAGGAUUUUUUGGAGAAUAAUUCUCAGAUAUCUUCUGUGGAUUUCUUGCAACCUCGAUCUGUGUCCACAGGGUUAGGAUUGUCGCUUGAUAACACUCGCCUGGCUUCAACCGGAGACUCGGCUUUAUUGUCUCUCAUAGGGGAUGACAUUGAUCGCGAGUUACAGCAGCAGGAUUUAGAGAUGGACAGAUUUCUCAAACUGCAGGGUGAACAAUUGCGGCAAACAAUUUUAGAGAAAGUUCAGGCAACACAACUUCAAAGUGUUUCAAUCAUUGAAGACAAGGUCCUCCAAAAACUUCGCGAGAAAGAAACGGAGGUAGAAAACAUCAACAAGAGGAAUAUGGAACUUGAAGAUCAAAUGGAGCAACUAAGUGUAGAAGCAGGUGCAUGGCAACAACGAGCAAGAUAUAACGAAAACAUGAUUGCUGCUCUCAAGUUUAACCUCCAGCAGGCAUAUCUCCAAGGUAGGGACAGUAAAGAAGGGUGCGGUGACAGUGAGGUAGAUGAUACAGCUUCUUGCUGUAAUGGUCGUUCACUUGAUUUUCAUCUGCUCUCCAAUGAAAAUUCCAAUAUGAAAGACUUGAUGAAAUGUAAGGCUUGCAGAGUCAACGAAGUGACAAUGGUUUUAUUACCUUGCAAGCAUCUUUGCCUCUGUAAAGAUUGUGAAAGUAAGCUUAGUUUUUGUCCUCUAUGUCAAUCCUCUAAAUUCAUCGGAAUGGAGGUCUACAUGUAACUGGAUAUUUUAUUUCAACAGUAUAAAUCUCUAAUUUUAUGUUGAAAGUUAUGUGUCCUGUGUUGUUGCUUAUCGUAGUUAUAGUUUAAGUUAUUGUUCAACCAUUGUAACAAGUACCGUGACACAUUGUAACUAGUUUUUAAGUUGUAUUUUACUGUAAUGUAACGAAUAUCAGCUAUUCAGUUUUAGUAAAUUUUGGAAGGAUGUCUGUCUAUUAAAAUGAUACA
Molecule: messenger RNA, 1365 nt
Organism: Medicago truncatula (barrel medic)
Lineage: Eukaryota; Viridiplantae; Streptophyta; Magnoliopsida; Fabales; Fabaceae
Product: probable BOI-related E3 ubiquitin-protein ligase 2
Exons: 4
Coding region: 116-1138 (340 amino acids)
Molecular function (GO): ubiquitin-protein transferase activity
Source: RefSeq, a predicted model, not a curated record